Dicrocoelium dendriticum is the source of this 5240-nucleotide messenger RNA. The record is from the annotation of a GenBank genome assembly. Lineage: Eukaryota; Metazoa; Platyhelminthes; Trematoda; Plagiorchiida; Dicrocoeliidae.
GCUCUUUGGGCUUGCCCCACUUUCCGCUUGGACCGUCACAUCCUGUGCUAAUUUUUCCAUUCCCUGCUUUUUGUCCGCUGCCGUAUGUCUUUGUAGGUCGCAUACCGGCUGAUGUCACGGAGUAACCGCUUCUACGAGCCUUUCUACCACUCUCAGUGAAACUUUACAACGUUAUUUGUUUACAUUUGUACCUUCAAACUGCUUUUAUUUUAAUGUCUACCCAACGCUUCUGUGGCUCUUUCAGUUUAGAUCUUUGGGCAGGUGACAGCUUUGGUUUAUGUUUUACUGAGCUAUACUUAUUUUUCCCUAUGAGUUUUGUGUACUUAUUACUCUCCAUCGUCUACUGCUUUAUAUAUAGAAGGUCAGCUGCUUUUGAAGCUUUUCCCCUUUAUGUAUUUUGGAUCCGUAUAUCGUUGGUACUAUUAAUUCUGGGAAUCAGUUGUGGGGGAGUCAUUGCUAGUUUUCUCCUCCUUUUAACCGAUAGUGCAUUGUCGUUUAACGCUCGAUUCGAGAUAGUCCACAGUGCCACCACUAUGCUUUUAUGGAUAUCGGUGUUUUUUCAUGACUACUUUCACGGCAAAUGCCUCCGUUACUCUUCAAGGGGCUCUGCUCUUCAUCUUUGUAUGUCUAUUUUGUACUACUACGUCACAGUUAUUUUGCUGUGGUCGACGUUCCAUCAGGUUUCGGGACCUUUAAAAUGGUUUUCUGUCACUCUUCGAGCAGUCCACGUUACCCUCGUCACUUUACACCUUCUUUCAAAAACUCCAAUAAUGUUCAACUCUGAGGAACCAAGAAGGCGGCGUGCUCGUCUCACCCGAUUCGCAGUUCCCCACCAAUACUCCCUAUCUACCACAGUUGCUCCACAUGACGAUCAUUCGUCAUCAGGAUUUCGGCGAUCCGAUUCUGCAAACUCAUUGUUAUCUGACUUGCCUACAACUGUUGCAGAAGCCGGGCCUACGUGCUUUUCUAAGGCCCUCUUCCUUUGGAUGAACAAAAUUGUAUCCUCUGGUUACUAUGGAGAACUAUCUGACAUUUCGAACCUUCCUGCUUUACCCGAACGUCUGGACAUACCUGGCUUAGAAAGUCGACUUCCUGCAAACCCUUUUCUGCCACCUGCGGUAGAAGGUUCACCAGCUUUAACUAGCCAAGGCACUCUACCAUUCUUUCGAUGCAGCUUCACAUAUUUUGGCAAGGAGUUUCUCCUUUUAGGUCUGGCGAAGCUCACAUUCAGCAUAUUCAAUUUGCUUUCGCCUGUUUUUCUUAAUUACUUUAUUCUUAGUUUGUCUACUGACCGGUUCUCUUUUUUGAGCCUUUUGUGGGGUGGCAUGCUUAUCCUUUUGUCAUUCAUAUCAACGAUUGCGGCAACAACUUAUGAUUACCGCAUGUCUACGUUUGGUUAUAAAAUCCGCGUGGCUACCUGUGGCCUUGUUUACCGUCGCAUUUUGUCAACAAAGUUCGCAUUAUUGAAUUCUCUCGGAACUGGAUCUAUCCUCAAUUACCUAACCAGUGAUGUAGAUAGAAUCGUCAACUUCGCUCCCAGUGUGCACGAAGCGUGGGCCAUGCCCCUUCAAGUUGUUCUAGCUCUGAUACUCCUUUACCGUCAACUGGGUGUCUCUUGCUUUGUCGGUGUAGGAUUUCUUAUUGUUCUUCUCCCAUUUAACCGCUUUCUUGCUUAUCAAAUUGGGAAGUAUUCCAAAAGGCUUAUGCACUUUAAGGAUGCUCGAAUCAAGCUUAUGUCAGAGGUGCUUCCCAAUAUGGCUACAGUCAAGCUUACCUGCUGGGAAAAACUAGUGCACUCCAGAAUAUCAACUCCGCGAUCACAAGAACUGCGUGCUCUUUGGGGACAAAAACUUUUGGAUGCAAUAUGUGUAUUCUCUUGGGCAGUGUGUCCGGCACUUUUGGCCGGUUCCACUUUUGCGACUUACGUGACGUUGGGAAACAACUUGUCUGCUUCGGUGGUUUUUACCAGCCUUGCCUUGUUUGGUAUGCUGAUUGGACCGAUGAAUGCCCUACCAUGGGUGUUAAACGGCGUCAUGGAAGCUGUCAUAUCGAUACAACGAAUUUCCUCCUUGCUCACUCUUCCGUCGGAUGAAUAUCCACCAGACAACCCUGCAAAACGUCUCGAUUCGAUUUGUUUCACCAACCAAUCGCUGUUUCCUACUAUGCUUGAUCCACCUCCUGUCGACCUACACAAUGCCCGUUUCUUUUGGUCCGACCCGGAAAAACCCGUCCUCUCGGAUGUGUCCCUUUGCGUUCAGAAGGGUCAACUAGUCGGCGUUCUCGGACCAGUGGGAUCAGGAAAAUCUGCUCUGCUUUUGGCUGUACUGGGUGAACUACAAGUGGUCAGGCAAGAAAUUAAUGACUCUGCUUCUCUAUCUACGCUACAGCAUAACUCUCGGGAACUGAAGUUUGCUUAUGUGGGCCAACCACCUUGGUUGUGUUCCGGUACCAUCCGGGAGAACAUAACUUUCGGAUCUCCUUACGACGCCGACUGGAUGAGCCGGGUAGUAUUCGCUUGUGCACUUGAGCCGGAUUUACGCAGUUUCUCAAACGGGCUCGAUUCCGACGUUGGAGAGGCUGGCGGCAGUCGACUGAGUGGUGGCCAGCGCGCUCGCGUAGCUUUGGCACGGGCAGUUUAUCAGAAAGCCGAUGUCUACCUGUUUGACGAUCCUCUAUCUGCAGUGGACGUUCACGUCGCGGAGCAUAUCAUCCAGCAUUGUUUUGUGGGUUUGUUGUCCGGCACUACUCGAAUCAUCACUUCGCAUCAAGCGGCUUGGCUCAUUGAUGGCUCUGGACCCUCAUUGCCUGCUGACAUCAUUUUGGAGCUAGAAGAUGGACGGAUCGUUAACCGUUAUUCUCCUCUCUACAAGCCGAGUGAGCAGAGUUCGCAAGAAAUUGAAGCCGCUGCAACUGCCUCUGCUGUAAUUGACAAGGUUUCACAGGCUGUACCCGAAGAGGAUUCUCUCAGACUGCCAACCUCAGCCGUGUCACUUCCUGUGUGCAUCGUCGAGGGAGAGGGCGAGGCUGUUGAUCGUGAGAGAAUGGCUUUCGGGUCGAUCAGCUCCCACACCUAUUGGUCCUAUGUCCGCGCAAUGGGUUAUUGCCUCGCCUUAAGCACUGUGCUGUCGCUAAUUCUAAUGCAAGGUAGCCGUAAUGCUGCUGACUGGUGGCUGGCACGGUGGGUUCAACUGACAUCUCCCUCUCGUUCACUAAAAAUGAGCUUCUCCAACAUCACCAUGGUUCAACUGGAUCCUCUGGUUUUGUCAAGCGUGGUUCAUUCACUCGUGGCUCCAUGUUUCUCUCCAUGGGCGAAUCUGACACCAGCGGAAUCUACGACAUCGAAUUCAUUUUACCUCUAUGUCUACAGCGGUAUCAUUGGCGGUCACGUUGUAGCUGCCACAUUUCGCUCCAUAUUGUUUGCCCUGAGUGGGUUGGCGGCUGCAGCUACAGUCCAUCGGCGAGCGCUGGAGACCAUUACUCGAGCCCGCUUGUCCUACUUCGAUUACACUCCACAGGGGCGUAUUUUGAAUCGCUUCUCUUCGGACGUGGGCACGGUGGACUUCUCACUUCCUUUCGUGUUGAAUAUACUCCUGGCCAACGUUGCUGCAUUAAUUGGAGUGAUCAUCAUUUCCUGUAUAGCUUUACCUUUUUUAAUUUUCCUCCUAUUGCCGCUAACUUUCGUUUUCUGGUCCGUUCAAAAUCUCUACCGAGGAGCCGCGCGCGAUUUGAAACGCAUAUCCAGUGUCAGCCGGUCUCCUGUGUAUAGUCUAUUUUCGGACACUUUAUCUGGUCUCACCGUUAUAAGAGGUCUUCGCCAAGAGUCACGUUUCCGCCAACUUUUCACUACUUACAUCGGAAAUCAAGUACGAGCUGAUCUAGCGAGUUUGGCUGCUGGUUCGUGGCUGGGCGUUCGUUUGCAGCUACUCGCCACUGGGGUCGUUGCAGGCGUGGUCUGUCUUGGGCUCGUCGGCCGAGUUCUAAAAUGGACCGAGAUUGCCACCGCUGCUCUCUCAGCGUCCUAUGCUUUGAGUAUAGCCAACCUGAUGACCGGGACGGUUUAUAUUACCACAGAAACAGAAAAGGAUUUGAUCGCAUUGGAACGUUGCCAGGAGAUUGCUGACGAUACGCCCAUCGAAUCGGAGACUGUGGCGAUCACUGUUACGGCACCUAGACCUCCCAAUCGUAGACGGGAAUCUCGCCUAUCACACUCGUCACGGGACACUGGUCACCCGGCAGGCGCGCUUCCCCAUUGGCCCUCACACGGCCGCAUCGAAUUCCACGAUGUUUCGCUGUCAUAUAAGCGCUUCACUCAAUCUGGUACUAUCGGGACUGUUGAAGCUCUGAGGGGGGUGACGUUCACUAUCGAAAGUGGACAACGGCUAGGGAUCGUUGGACGCACGGGUUCCGGAAAGAGCAGCCUUUUGAAAGUGUUGUUUCGUUUGGUUGAUCAUUUUCCUGGCCCGGUCACUAAUCGACAAAUGGCCGAUCGGUUUGGUUUCAUUGGGGCCAGUGGCCAGGUCUUUGUUGGUGAUGUUGACAUUCGCACAGUGCCUCUGCCUGUUUUGCGUUCUCGGAUGUUGGCCAUUGGCCAAGAAUCGUUCUUGUUCUCCGGAUGUCUUCGUACCAAUUUGGACCCUGAUGGCAUCCUGGACGAUGUCACACUUAUUGACGUGUUACUCAAAUGCCGCUUGGCCUCCACCUCCUCGGAGGCCGCAGACUGGUUAUCGCGCGAUGUUGGCGAAGCUGGCCGCAAUCUAUCGGCUGGACAACGCCAGCUAGUCUGCAUAGCCCGAGCCCUACUUCGAAGCCCCCGUCCCAACAUCGUGUGCGUCGAUGAAGCAACAGCUGCAAUGGAUCCGAAUUCCGAAAAAGCCAUACACGACAUCUUGGAUCGUGAAUUUCAAGGUGCAACUCUAAUGCUCAUUGCACACCGUCUUUCAUCUAUUCGUCGUUUAUGUGACCAAGUAAUCGUGAUGCACAACGGCCAAAUUGUUGCCCAAGGAUAUCCGGACCAACUGCUAUCAAACGAUCGGAUAGUGUUGAAUGUCGAAGAAGAUGCGCCGGUCAGCCAGCUUAACCUCAUAGAUUUAUGACGUGCUCACCUACUACUCCUAAUUUUCGUCCUUGGCCCACUAAUCCUCACAACAAACUCGGUGAUUCCAUUUGAACAAUUGAAUACAAUGGUUCGUCUUUUGCGAUAGUGUAAAUAUAGACGUUUAAAGCGGACAUUGAUUUCCGUG